Messenger RNA from Pelobates fuscus (common spadefoot toad), 1865 nucleotides. RefSeq names its product caM kinase-like vesicle-associated protein. The record is from RefSeq and is a predicted model, not a curated record. Gene Ontology annotation, cellular component: intracellular anatomical structure. Gene Ontology annotation, biological process: peptidyl-serine phosphorylation. Gene Ontology annotation, molecular function: ATP binding; calcium/calmodulin-dependent protein kinase activity; calmodulin binding. The coding region runs from base 206 to 1384 and encodes 392 amino acids. NCBI's taxonomy places the organism in Eukaryota, Metazoa, Chordata, Amphibia, Anura, Pelobatidae. The transcript has 11 exons.
CCAUCCUGGGUUUAUCUUUCCUUCUCUCCUGGCUGUGUCUCUGUCAGUCUGCACACUUUGCCCUCACCUGGAACAGCCCCCCCGUACUAUGCCUCCCCUGCCCCCCUAUACCCCUGCACCCCCCAGCCCACUCUGAGAAGCUGCCCCCUCCCAGCCACAUCCUGUCCCUGCAGCCUCAGGCUGUCUCGUGUCUCUGGCGGUGGCCAUGCCGUUUGGCUGUAUCAGUGCCCGCAAUGAUAAAACCUAUAACUGUUUCUCAGACAUCACAGACAAGUAUGAGCUCGGGCAGCUCCUGUGCGCGAAGGAGUUCUGUGAGAUCUGUCUCGCCCGAGAGAUGCAGACAGAUCGUCUGUUUGUCUGUAAAAAGUUCUUGAAGAAAGAUGGACGGAAAGUGAGGAGAGCAGCGAAAAACGAGAUCAUGAUCCUGAAAAUGGUAAACCAUCCAAACAUCCUCCAGCUGAUCGAUACGUUUGAAACAAAGAAAGAGUUUUAUAUCAUUCAGGAGCUGGCCACUGGUGGCGAUGUGUUUGAGUGGAUCCUGGAGCAGGGAUAUUACUCAGAGAAGGAUGCCAGUAAUGUUAUACGACAGGUUUUAGAAGCGGUUUCUUACCUGCACAGUUUGCACAUCGUUCACCGCAACCUAAAGCUGGAGAACUUGAUGUAUUACAAUCAGAAUAAUCACUCGAAGGUCGUCCUGCGAGAUUUCUAUCUGUCCUGCUUUGAGAGCGGAGAGAUCACAGAGCCCUGUGGGACCCCCGAAUACCUCGCUCCGGAGGUGGUGUCGCGGCACCGAUACGGGCGUCCCGUGGAUUGCUGGGCAGUGGGUGUUGUGACGUAUAUUCUGCUCUCUGGAAACCCCCCAUUCUACGACGAAAAUGAAGAGGAAAACAACGAAAGCCAUAACCGGAAAAUCUUUCGCAAGAUCCUGGCUGGCGAGUACGAGUUUGAUUCGCCAUACUGGGACGUUAUCUCUGCCUCAGCCAAGGAUCUUAUAUCGCGACUGAUGGAGAUGGACCAGGAGCUAAGAAUCACAGCGCAGGAUGCACUGAGCCAUAUCUGGAUAUCGGGGAACGCAGCCUCCGAGAGGAAUCUCAAAGAUGGAGUCUGUGCACAGAUAGAGAAGAAUUUCGCUAAAGCCAAGUGGAGGAAAGCCAUUCGAGUUACCACCUUCAUGCAGCGUUUGAGGGCCCCAGAGACGAGCGCUGGCCGCCUCCCCGUCACCCCACGGUCCUCUAUGAGUAUGUCCCAUGAAGUCACCGUGGAAGCCUGUCCUCCAUCUCCAACAGCUUCUCCGUCUCCAACAAAACACAGUCCCCAGAGACUGCUGGAACCGUCCGAGAGUCAGGGACAGAUAACCGGACAGCAAGAGCAUGGUGGAACUUAAUGGCCAACCUGGCAUAUGCUCCAGAGCGGGGCCUGUAGAGGUGGAGCUGGACCCACUACCCUAGAUUUCACCAUUUGGGUGAUUUCAGAGCUGGAACCGGGAAGUGGGUGAAGGUAAAGCAGGCCGGGGAGAAGGCAGACCACCAGGAAUCUAUGGGAUUCGUGGGAGGGGGGGGGGGGUUAUUAACUGAUGCACUGACCACAGUGACUGGCCAUGCCAGUGCUAGGAAUGUAGCCACAUAGUCCCUGGCAAGGAGCCAGCCAAGCCAUUCUCCAGCCAUUUCUGACUGCUCCCAGGUCAGGCAAUCAAUGCAUGAGAUCUGCAUGUUUACAUGGUGUAACCCUUACUCUGUUACAGAGGCCGGUACCCUGAGAGGCCAGGGGUUAAACCAAAUAAAAGCAAAUUACAUAAUGUGUGAGUCGUUACAGCUUCCAACACAUACUGAGAUGUCAUCUGCCACCACUCCAACAGCCUUCCCUGG